AUGUCUCAAGUUGAUACUUCGCCUGUCCAUAGUGCUGUCCCUCUACCUCCUAUUCAACCUCCGGAUCCUACUUUCCCUUCAAAACUUAUGCUUGAGCUUCGUGGCACUCGCUUUGAAAUCGAUCGUGAACUGUUAAUGAGUUUGCCGGAAAGCAUCCUUAUUGUUAUGUUUCCAAACGGUCUUAUAUUAGACGACCAAAUCAUUUUUGUGGACUUCGAUCCCCUUUGCUUGGAAUAUAUCCUGAAUUUUUAUAAGACCGCUCAAGAUGCUUUUUAUUCCAACCAAGAAAGUUCUUCCGCUUUUCCUCAUAUUCCUACUCCAAAUCCUCUUUUAAAUAAACAAGCUAUUAUUGUUUUGAGGGAAGAGUUGGACUAUUUUACUAUACCUCCAAAAUCUAAAAAAAAGGUCCUUUCGUCUUCCUCUUCGCCCUUGGAAACUGAUAAGGAUGCUGUUGAAAUGUCUACUGUUGAACCUGCAAUUAAUAUAUAUGAAUUGAAAACUGAAUGUGGAACUUAUCUUCUUCAUCAAAGAAAGAUAUUUACCGCUUUACAACGUAAUGUUAAUAAAGAAAAUAACGUAGCUGAACAACAUUUGAUAGAUAUGUUAUGUGUUUCCGGUUUUUCAAGAGAUGAUGAAUGGGGUUAUCGUAAUAUUGAGCCUCAUAAAACAAGUAUUGUAAGCAUCGCUCUUGUAAUACUAAAGACAACUGGUCAAAAUCAAAUGGCUACUGCUCAAAAAUUGUUGUUAUUUUGGAGGAAACCCGCGAGAAAAUGUUGGUGGGAUGGCUUAGAAGUUACGGUCGGUGAAGAUAAAGCCAUACCGGUUCGACUGUGGUGCAGACGCACAUGGACUUUGGA
Molecule: messenger RNA, 857 nt
Organism: Racocetra persica
Lineage: Eukaryota; Fungi; Glomeromycota; Glomeromycetes; Diversisporales; Gigasporaceae
Source: the annotation of a GenBank genome assembly